Molecule: messenger RNA, 4882 nt
Organism: Oncorhynchus kisutch (coho salmon)
Lineage: Eukaryota; Metazoa; Chordata; Actinopteri; Salmoniformes; Salmonidae
Product: cyclin-dependent kinase 6
Exons: 7
Coding region: 2256-3161 (301 amino acids)
Biological process (GO): protein phosphorylation; regulation of G2/M transition of mitotic cell cycle; signal transduction
Cellular component (GO): cyclin-dependent protein kinase holoenzyme complex; cytoplasm; nucleus
Molecular function (GO): cyclin binding; ATP binding; cyclin-dependent protein serine/threonine kinase activity
Source: RefSeq, a predicted model, not a curated record
AGAAAGAUGGGUAGGAGCAAGCCAAUGUAAUGCUUUGUAGUUUCGCAGUAAAACCUUGAAAUCAGCCCUAGCCUUAACAGGAAGCCAGUGUAGAGAGGCUGGCACUGGAGUGAUAUGAUCAUAUUUUGUCAAGACAAGAUUCUAGCAGCCGUGUUUAGUACUAACUGAAGUUUUAUUUUGUUCUUUAUCUGGGUAGCCGGAAGGUAGAGCAUUGCCGUAGUCAAACCUAGAAGUGACAAAAGCAUGGCUGAAUUGUUUUGCAUUAUUUUUGGACAAAGUUUCUGAUUUUUGCAAUGUUACGUAGAUGGGAAAAAAGCUGUCCUUGAAACAGUCUUGAUAUGUUUGUCAAAAGCGAGAUCAGGGUCCAGAGUAACGCAAAGAUCCUUCAGUUUUAUUUCAGACGACUGUACAACCAUCAAGAUUAAUUGUCAGAUUCAAAAGAAGAUCUCUUUGUUUCUUGGGACCUAGAACUGGCAUCUCUGUUUUGUCUGAGUUUAAAAGUAGAACAUUUGCUGCCAUUCACUUCCUUUGUCUGAAACACAGGCUUCCAGGAAGGUCAAUUUUGGGGCUUCAGCAUGUUUCAUCGAAAUGUACAGCUGUGUGUCGUCCGCAUAGCAUUGAAAGUUAACAUGUUUCCAAAUGACACCACCAAGAGUUAAAAUAUAUAGUGGUCCUAAAACGGAGCCUUGAGGAACACUGAAAUUUACAGAGACAAACUGAUAUCUUUCUGACAGAUAAGAUCUAAACCAGACCAGAACAUGUCCGUGCAGGCCAAUUUGUGUUUCCAAUCUCUCCAAAAGAAUGUAGUGAUUGAUAUUAUCAAAAGUAGCACUAAGGUCUAGGAGCAGAUGCAGAGCCUAGGUCUGACGCCAUUUAAAAGGUAAUUUACCACCUUCACAAGUGCAGUCUCCCUUUGCGGGAUGCGCGGGGGAUAUGGUCACGAGUGUAACCAGGAGGAGAGGCCUCAUUUAACACAGUAAAUUCAUCAGGCUCAAGCCAUGUUUCAGUCAGGCCAGUCACAUCAAGAUUAUGAUCUGUGAUUAGUUCAUUGACUAUAACGGCCUUGGAGGUGAGGGAUCUAACAUUUAAGUAGCCCUAUUUUGAGAUGUGAAAUAUCACAAUCUCUUUCAAUAAUGACAGGAAUGGAGGAGGUCUUUAUUCCAGUGAGAUUGUUAAGGCAAACACCGCCAUGUUUAGUUUUGACCAACCUAGACCGAGGCACAGACAUGGUCUCAAUGGGGAUACCUGAGCUGACUACACUGACUGUGCUAGUUAGUGGCAGACUCCACUAAGCUGCCAUUCCCUUCGACAUUUGGAAAUUAUUGCCCAGGGAUAGAUAGCUUUAAAAAAAGAAAUCAAGUGUUCAGAUGUGAUUAGCACAUUUCAUAUUUUCACUCUUAAUAUAUUGAGAACAAAAGUGUUGGGUGGAGUAGAUUAAGUUACCAAUAAUUUUGAUACCAGGACCAAUACAACUGCUGCACACCAUGUUAAUAAUGUGUCAUAACUCAAUAUACUGUGGAUAACGGUGGCUUAUGUCUUAAGUGUUCAGACAGUCUUCCAACCAGCUAUGCUAAAUGCUCCAGUAAUGUAGGGUGAAACUAACUCUCUCUAUUGGUGCAAAAAAAGCCAUAAAACAACAAAAUUGUGGACCAGGUUUAAAAGCGCUGUAACACUAACCAUUGUGUUCAAACAGAGGCAUUAGACAUUUACAAUGUACAGACUGGAUUGUUUUGAAUCGACAUGCUUUGCUUCAAAUGUACAAAGUUAAUUGCUCAUUACUAAAUAUUAAAUACAAAAACAUAUUCACGCUGAUCGUUGUAAAAAUGAAUUAUUCCACUCUAAAUGUAUGAGGAGACUUUGUAACAAUAGCACAAACUGUGAUAAUGAAGGACUCAGAGAUUUAAUAGAUUUUUUUCCCCCAACCUUUCUGUCAUUAUCCCUUAGAAUUAUAUUGAUACUGGCUGGCCUGGAAUAUUGAUGGAUUAUUAUGAUAAAAGUAACAAAAUAUCCCAUGAAUAAACUGGUGUGUAUAUAUUAAUAAGAAAACGCUCAUAAUGUGCAAGACAUGAUGGCACGCUCACAGAGGUUUUCUGCAAGAUGUCUAUCGGAUGGUGGUGAGAGAUCUGAUUAGUUGAGGAGAAUUAGGGGCCGUACCAGAAUGUGGUCCCAUCAUUUAUAAGCAUCUUGAAAAUGUAUAUCAUAUCUCUGCAGUUUAUGGUGUGAGAAGUUGCAACCAACUACGAAAUCGGCCGGCCAUGGAGGUCAAUGGGUGCGAUGAACAUCAGAAUUAUGAAAUACUUGCAGAGAUAGGCGAAGGCGCAUAUGGCAAGGUGUACAAGGCCAGAGCGGUCCGCGAUCAACAGCGACUCGUAGCGGUGAAGAAGUUGAACAUACCCGGACACACGGAGAGUGGGAUUCCUGCUUUCAUGAUCCGAGAGGUGGCGCUCUUGCGUAAGAUCGGGUAUUUCAACCAUCCCAACAUUGUAAAGUUGUUGGACGUAUCUGCUGGUCUGAAGAACAGGAGUUUGGACCUGACGCUGGUGUUUGAGUACAUCGACCAAGACCUGUCUACCUUCCUCACCACGGUCCCCAGCACUGGACUGAGUCUUGACAAAAUUAAGGAUGUGAUGGUGCAGCUGCUGCAUGGGCUGGACUUCCUGCACACCAACAUGCUGGUGCACCGCGACCUGAAGCCGGAGAAUGUACUGGUUAGUAGCCGUGGAGAGGUGAAGAUCGCUGACUUUGGGCUGGCACGCAUCUACACCUAUCACAUCGCCCUUACACCCUGUGUGGUGACACUGUGGUACAGGGCCCCCGAGGUGCUGCUCCACUCUGGUUACAUGUCCUCCGUGGACAUGUGGAGCGCUGGCUGCAUUUUUGCCGAACUCUUCCUUUUGAGACCGUUGUUCCGUGGAUACACUGAGGCUCAGCAGCUCCAGAAAAUCUUUGAGGUGAUUGGCUUGCCCAGCGAGGAGGACUGGCCCAGGGAGAGCCCCAUCUCAUACUCCCGUAGCUGGUGCCCCAGAGACCCCUGCACCCAGCUCUUAUCCAACCUGGGCCAGGAGGAGAACAACCUACUCCUUCAAUGUCUAGAGUUCAGCCCGACCAAUCGCAUCUCAGCUUCCAGAGCCCUCUCCCACCCUUUCCUGGUGUGCGCCUGAGGACUCAUAACCUGGCAGGAUGUGGAGAGGAUGGAGGAGAGCUGGGACAGAGGUUAAUUUCCCUUGGAAUCCUUUUACCUAGCCUAUAGAACACUGAGGGUUCUCGUGCCGUAAGAUCCAAUGUACCUAUAUCGAAAUGUAGAAUUUUUUUGGAAUGGAAAUAAAAGUUAUUUUUUUUUAGAGGGUAAAUCUGCAGGUUAAGCAAUAAAGUGGGCACCAUGCCACCGUUUUGGUAAAAGGUUGAGAGAUGGGGGGGGGGGGAUUGAACUAAUCUCAAAUUCAUAGACAGCUGAGGGUGCAAAGACUGACCAUCCAUGAUAUCAAAAUUAUAGAUGUAACUGUUUAAAGCUAUACAGUGUUUGUUUAUAAUUACAUUAUGUACAAACAAUGACGUUAAACAGGCUUAUUUGUUGGACUCCGAUGGGGUGCGACAGUUGAACUAAGCUAAUUAGGUAUUUAUAAGUUCUAUUCUUUAACAAUCAAUGGGUAUAGAUCAUCAAUUUAAAAGUCAUUUAUGUAGUGUCGGCUCUUUAAAGGUAAUUUGUUCAACAUGAAUAUCCAAAUCUUGACUGGUUUUAUCUGAAAUGCAUUUCUGAAGACUCGUUUCAUAUUAUGAAAAAACACAUUCAUAUCAAGCGAUGUGGAAACUGCAGUUCUAAUGGCAUAUGAACCCAAAGUGGAAGGAAAAGGAAAGUUGACAGUAAUUUCAAUUACAAUAAAUAUUUUGCUUUACUACAACAUAUAGCUAGAAUCCUUAAUUGCUAAAUCCAUUUUUUUUUUCUUUUACUUAUAAAUGAGUAAUACAUACCCAUUCAUUCUUGAAGAAUAUAACUUCUAAAUGCCUCAUGAGCUUAGUUCAACUGUUGUACCCCAUCAGAAACCAAAAUAUAAGCUUGUUUUAUUCCAAUGUUUGUGAACAAUGUAAAUGUCAACAAACACUGUAUAACCUCAAACCAUGUUUAAACCGAUAAUUUUCAUAUUAUAGAUGGUCAGUCCUUGCAUCCAGAGCUCUGUCUUAGAAUUUGAGAGUGGUUACAUUUCCCCAGGCCCAUUCCUCAGCUUUUAACCAAAUCAGAGGCGGGGUGGCCAACUUUGUUAUUGUUUCAACAAAACAAAACAAAACACAUUGUUGCUUGAUUUGUUUUCCGCUCUGUAUUUGACACCAGGAAGUAAGAAUGCAGUAACAAGAGCUGCUAGAACAUUUUGCAGGAGAACAAAAUGUUAAUAAUUCAGAAUGUGUAUGCUUUACUUUAUUACUGGGGCAUAUUGUUGUUACAAGUGAUAUUAUUCAUCUGAAGUUGCUGCAAGUGGGUGACACUGUUGUAUGAGCAUAUAAGUGAAUGCAUAAUUUAUUAUUGUUGUUCCAACUGUACCUUUUGGUUCUUAAUGGUUUUUUCUAUUUCAUAUAUAUAUAUAUAUAUAUAUUCUCUGUUUAGAAACUUGGAAAGGUCAUACCUGUGCAUCUGUUUUAUUGGCCAUAACAUACACUUUUUUUCAGUUUUGAGGUGCAAUUUUAAUGUUCGAGGCAUUUUUUUCAGGACAGAACAUUCUGUGAUCUUGUUUUAUUUGAUCAAAUGUAAAUUAAUUAGAUUAUUAGUACUUUCGACAGUGUUACUGUCUUCAUUUCAUUCAUUCAAUUGAGCGGUACCUGUUAUUGGACUUGGUUUGAUUUCACCCACAUCUUACAAGUAUUUUAAUGAAAAUGUUUUCACAAUAUGUUA